CAAAUCCGAAUAAUUGUCUGCCCUCAACGAAGAAAAAUAUUAUUACUAGACGCAUCGGUGUAGCUGGCCUUUCAUUUCCUCUUCAAAAGGCAGAAGAAAUAGAAUUGCUUGAAGAGGCAGUACGAAAUGAUAUGGGUGUAUGGCAGCAAUACGUCCAUUAUCUACGUGUUCGAAAAUUAAGCGGAAUGAAGAUUCCACAUGUGAUAAAAUCGUUAUUCAGGGAUGAAGCUUUCAACGGGUACAGCAUGCGGGAACGCAUACGACAAAAACGGCCUUUUAAAAGUUAUGUUAUUUUCGUUGAUUGUAUGUUAGAUGUUUGGCAGGAGAUGAGUACUGAUAAACUGGUGGAAAUAGUUAUGGACGUAAUACGGAAAACGCGGCAACGUUCUGCGAAACGACAAUAUCGGGCGAAAAAAGCACUUGAGGAAGAAAAGCAGAUAACUGUAUAAUAUUACUUUAGGACCACUAUAUUGAUAGCUUUUUGAAAAUAUUGUUUUAUUCAUGAAUCUGUUUUUAAUAAAACAUUUAAUUUCCCAGAUAAAGUCAAGAGCAGCAGUUGGAUAAUGAA
Molecule: messenger RNA, 568 nt
Organism: Sabethes cyaneus
Lineage: Eukaryota; Metazoa; Arthropoda; Insecta; Diptera; Culicidae
Exons: 3
Coding region: 132-449 (105 amino acids)
Source: RefSeq, a predicted model, not a curated record